AUGACGAAGAGAGGAUAUGGGAGCUGUGGGACAAUGAGGGAAAACCGUCUCUUUGACAUUCCUUUCAAACCAAAGAAAGAAUUCAUGCGCUUACCCCGAGGAAGCUCUGAAGUUCUAACACAAGGAGAGAAGCUGCUGGUUCGCUGGAAGGACAACAACAUUGUCACCAUGGCUACAAACAUGGAGAAGAACUAUUCUGAGACAGUUGUCAAACGAUGGAACAAAGAGCGACUAAACUCCUCACCGCAGCUGUCCCUGCAUCCACCUCCAGAGCCGGUACUGUCGGAGUCGCUGUCUCCGCCGUACUUUGCUCCCCAUGGCCUCUGCAACAUGGAGUCACAAGGAUCUGAUCCCAGGUCUAAACCUGAACCUGGACCCAGACCUGGACCUGCUCCCAGCUCUGUCUCUGUGAAAAGUGACCAGUCCAAAGAGGAAGGUCCCGUGUUUAAUGAAGAAUGUCCUGAAGAGCAGAGGUGA
Molecule: messenger RNA, 477 nt
Organism: Knipowitschia caucasica
Lineage: Eukaryota; Metazoa; Chordata; Actinopteri; Gobiiformes; Gobiidae
Source: the annotation of a GenBank genome assembly